CCUCCAGGGGAUCGCAUGGACCAGAUCCCAGAAGCACCGCAUGUGCAUGUGAAUCCAAAGGAUGUCCUGGAGCUGCCGCAAGGAAGAAAACUCACCCACCCUACCUGGGCAACCACCCUCCUGGGGGAAGGAGGACCCCCCCCCCCCCCCCAAUACACACACAUAGACACCACUCUUCUUCCACUCGCUCUCAUCGGUCUUGCAGGGGGGGUUCUCCCCUCCCUCCCCCCACACGUCUGGCACCACGGACACACUCAGUGUAUCAUUCUUGUUCCCGUGGCCCACACAUUCCUGCUGUCUCCCAAUCUCCCAGAGAUGAGGAGAUUCUCCCAGCUCCACUCUCUCUUACCCCAUUGAUCGACCCGACUAAAGCUUCCCCUUCGUGGGACACGCAUUCGGGGUCACCCUGGGGCAGAAACAUACAUGGGACACUCAUUCAGGGUCACCUCGGGGCCUACACGCAUUGAUGGGCCCACAGGUUCAUGCUCCCCGGCCUGGGAUUUUUCCCCAGUUGGCACGGAUCUGAGCUCUCAGAAUUGCUUUCUCCUCUUUCCACCCACACCCUAUUUUGCUUUGGGAGCCCCCAGCCCUGGGGAGAUGACCCUCACCCCUCCAAAUCCUUCGCCUUGUUUUGCUUUGGGAGCCCCCAGCCCUGGGGAGAUGACCCUCACCCCUCCAAAUCCUUCGCCUUUGCUUUGGAAGCCCCCAGCCCUGGGGAGAUGACCCUCACCCCUCCAAAUCCUUCGCCUUUGCUUUGGAAGCCCCCAGCCCUGGGGAGAUUACCCUCACCUCUCCAAAUCCUUCACCUUUGUUUGCUUUGGGAACCCCCAGCCCUGGGGAGAUGACCCUCACCUCUCUAAAUCCUUCGCCUUUUUUUGCUUUGGGAGCCCCCAGCUCUAGGGAGGUGACCCUCACCCCUCCAAAUCCUUUGCCUUUUUUUGCUUUGGGAGCCCCCAUUCCGGGGAGAUGACCCUCACCCCUCCAAAUCAUUCACCUUUUUUAUCUUUGGGAGCCCCCAGUUCUGGGGAGGUGACCCUCACCCCUCCAAAUCCUUUGCCUUUUUUUGCUUUGGGAGCCCCCAGCCCUGGGGAAAUGACCCUCACCCCUCCAAAUCAUUCACCUUUUUUUAUCUUUGGAAGCCCCCAGCCCUGGGGAGGUGACCCUCACCCCUCCAAAUCCUUUGCCUUUUUUUUGCUUUGGGAGCCCCUAGCCCUGGGGAAAUGACCCUCACCCCUCCAAAUCCUUCGCCUUGUUUUGCUUUGGGAGCCCCCAGCCCUGGGGAGAUGACCCUCACCCCUCCAAAUCCUUCGCCUUGUUUUGCUUUGGGAGCCCCCAGCCCUGGGGAGAUGACCCUCACCUCUCCAAAUCCUUCACCUUUGUUUGCUUUGGGAACCCCCAGCCCUGGGGAGAUGACCCUCACCUCUCCAAAUCCUUUGCCUUUUUUUGCUUUGGGAGCCCCCAGCUCUAGGGAGGUGACCCUCACCCCUCCAAAUCCUUUGCCUUUUUUUUGCUUUGGGAGCCCCCAUUCCGGGGAGAUGACCCUCACCCCUCCAAAUCAUUCGCCUUUUUUUAUCUUUGGGAGACUCCAUCCCUGGGGAGAUGACCCUCACUCCUCCAAAUCCUUCACCUUCUUUUGCUUUGGGAGCCCCCAGUCCUGGGGAGAUGACCCUCACCCCUCCAAAUCCUUCGCCUUUUUUAUCUUUGGGAGCCCCCAGUCCUGGGGAGAUGACCCUCACCCCUCCAAAUCAUUCGCCUUUUUUAUUUUUGGGAGACUCCAUCCCUGGGGAGAUGACCCUCACCCCUCCAAAUCAUUCGCCUUUUUUAUAUUUGGGAGCCCCCAGCCCUGGGGAGAUGACCCUCACUCCUCCAAAUCCUUCACCUUCUUUUGCUUUGGGAGCCCCCAGCCCUGGGGAGAUGACCCUCACCCCUCCAGAUCCUUCGCCUUCUUUUGCUUUGGGAGCCCCCAGCCCUGGGGAGAUGGCCCUCACCCCUCCAAAUCCUUCGCCCUGGCCCACCCCAAGCGCGGGCGAGGAGUUUCCUUAUGCAACAUUUCCUAUGCAAGGGGCCGGCUGGGUCCCCCCUCUCCACCCCCUCAAAUUCCCAUAACCCUACCCCCAUUUCAGGGCCCAGGAAAUAGGAGGUUGGGCGGGGGGCGGGGGGGAUGACAUGGUUCCCCCGGUCCUCCCCUCGGCUAGAAGAGCCGUGACCAGGUGGCCCGGGGCUCGGGCUCAUAUUGACCCGGGUCUCCCGGCGAGGGCGAGGUCAGAGGCGGGGAGGGCGACUCGAAGCCUGGGCUCUUGGGGGAACGGGGAACAGUCCAGGCGGGUCAGGGGAAAAAAACCCAAAAUGACCCCCGAGGGGACUGGACGUGACAGAGGGGGCGAGGAGUGAAGCAAGGCGUGGGAAUUUCCGUCCUAAAACAUAGGGGAGCACAGCGUGCGUGUGAGAGUGUGAAGGCCCGCCCGCCUCAGGAGCCACCUCCCCCCGUCUCCUCAGCAACGGGGCGGGCUUGCGGCUCGCGCGCAUGCGCGCUCGCUCCCGGCGCGGAGGGGCAGGCCCGCGUCUCGUGCGCAUGCGCGCGC
Tachyglossus aculeatus (Australian echidna) is the source of this 2582-nucleotide messenger RNA. RefSeq names its product basic proline-rich protein-like. The transcript has 2 exons. The record is from RefSeq and is a predicted model, not a curated record. NCBI's taxonomy places the organism in Eukaryota, Metazoa, Chordata, Mammalia, Monotremata, Tachyglossidae. Bases 1221 to 2165 code for a protein of 314 amino acids.